AUGACAAUGACUCCUGCUGCUGCUUUCGAGGCCCUCAUGGAUGGAGUGACAAGCUGGGGUAUCCUGAAAGGCUCCAUCCCCUGUGAACUCCUUCUUACUGGAGAGGCCGCCUUCCCAGUGAUGGUGAAUGACAAGGGCCAGGUCCUCUUUGCUGCCUCCUCCUACGGCCAAGGCCGCCUGGUGAUUGUCUCCCAUGAGGGCUACCUGAUGGAUGCCGGGUUGGCUCCAUUUCUUCUCAAUGCAGUGGGCUGGCUGUGUCCCUCCCCUGGGGCUCCCAUUAGAGUGCACCCAUCCCUGGCAUCACUAGUAAACAUCCUUCAGAGCUGUGGAGUAGAGGCACAGAUUGGGACAGAACCAGGUGAGCCCCUGGGGGCUUACUGCAUCAGUGCCUACAGUGAUAUCAUGACGGAAAAGCUGAUCCAGUUUGUGAAGCAUGGAGGGGGCUUGCUCAUUGGGGGCCAAGCCUGGUCUUGGGCCAGUCAACAUGGCUGUGACAAGGUGCUGUCCAGGUUCCCCGGGAACCAAGUGACAAGUGUGGCUGGAGUGUACUUCACUGACACCUGUGGGGAAACAGGCCACUUCAAAGUCUCUGCACAGAUGCCCAAGAUCCCACUCCAAGUCAGAUUUGGGGAGGAUCUCAGUCAGGAUCAGCAACAGCUCCUGGAAGGGAUCUCAGAGCUGGACAUCAGUGGAAAGCAACUGUACUCCCAUAUUCUGGUGCAUGGGGCCCUGGCCUUUCCUUUGGGGCUAAAUAACUCACUUGGAUGCUUUCUUGCAGCUACCCACUAUGGCCGUGGUCGGGUGGUGCUAAGCGGCCAUGAGAAUUUUAUACUCGAUCCCAGGAACCACCUGUUUGUACUCAAUGCUCUGCGCUGGCUAGUGGGGCACCAGAAAGCAAGAAUUGGACUGAGUUCAGAAAUGCUAAAGCUGGGUCCUCUGUUAUCAAACAACAACUUGGAGUGGGGUAGCACAAACCUUCUGACGAGUGACUUGAGUGUCUUUUGCUGCACUUCAUUAAGAAACCUGGAAAUCAAGAAGGUGGAGGCGUUUAUUGCAGAGGGUGGGGGUUUGCUGACUGGCAGCCAGGCCUGGUGGUGGGCUUCCCGCCACCCAAGUUAUAACUAUAUGUCUCAGUAUUCAGACAACAAGCUCCUUACACGCUUAGGCCUUGGCAUCACAGAUGAGAUCAUCAGCGCAGGCCGCUUCCCAGUCCCCAAGCCUGGGGCAAUGAACUACCACUUGCGCAGCGCUCUAUCCCAGUUCGAGGCUGUGCUGUACAACGAAGGCAGAGGCAUGGAAAAGAACUGGCUAGAGAGACUCAUAAAAGACUGUCCCCACUUUUUUCUAAUCCCACAUGAAGGGAUUCCUAUCUAUGAGUCUGUGCACAAAACUGUCUUGAAAAUGGUGGAACAGAAUGGCCUCCCGCUUGUGACUCAGGAAAAUCCAAUUAGUAGGGGCAGCUCGCAGGCUGCCCUGAUAUCCUUGGCCAAAGACAUGGCCAAAUCUGGGACUGACUGCUUUCUGUUGCUCCGGGGUCAGACUCACUCCUUUCUCCAUCCCACAGAAUCUCCUAUCACCAUUGAGAUCAGCUCAGGUAUGGAAUGAAGGGAGGGACUAGGGCACUACAACAGCAAUUCCUGGGUGAGCACUGGACUCUACUUACCUGAAGGACAAAUUGCAGAAUUUACACUGUCUGAUGCCACUGUCACUGCUGACUUGAAGGUACAGAUUGGCUGUCAUGUCGAUAACAUAAGUGGUGCUGGAACUUACCAUCGACCCCCUGAAGUGACUCACAGGUACAGAUUGGACAGAACAAAGAAGUCCAUCUCCUGGCUCUGGGGGGGCCUACUCUACAUCAUUGUGCCCUCCUACAACAAAGUGAGCCCUGUGUCUCUCACCAUCAGUGGGGCUGUGUCUGCACCAUACUUCAAGCUGGGUCAGACAUCCCAGGAGGAGUGGAUGAGGUGCAUCCAGGAGAACCCAGCUCCCUGGGGAGAGCUGGCAACGGACAACAUCAUCUUGAUGGUGCCAACCGCAAACCUCCGUGCCCUGGAGGACCCCGAGCCUUUACUCCGCCUCUGGGAUGAGAUGAUGCAGGCUAUAGCCAGGUUGGCAGCUGGACCCUUCCCUUUCCACCGUCCUGAAAGGGUCAUUGCUGAUGUGCAGAUCUCAGCUGGCUGGAUGCAUUCAGGAUACCCCAUUAUGUGCCACCUUCAGUCAGUGCCUGAGUUCCUUAAUAAUGAGACCAUGAGGUCCACUGGCAUUUGGGGUCUCAUACACGAGCUGGGCCACAAACAGCAGCGGCCCGGAUGGGAGUUCCCUCCCCACAGCAUCGAGGCCACCUGCAACCUCUGGUCAGUCUGUGUGCAUGAGACAGUCCUGGGCAUCUCUCGGGCUCAGGCCCACCCUGCUCUGAGUCCUCAAGAACGAGAGAAGAGGAUCAAAUCACACCUGGACAAGGGGACCCCCUUGCAAGACUGGAGUUUUUGGACAGCUCUGGAAACAUAUUUACAGGUACUGGGCAGAAAUGGAGGGAGAUGA
This is a messenger RNA of Choloepus didactylus (southern two-toed sloth), 2541 nucleotides long. RefSeq names its product TRPM8 channel-associated factor 2-like. The record is from RefSeq and is a predicted model, not a curated record. Gene Ontology annotation, biological process: negative regulation of anion channel activity. The transcript is spliced from 6 exons. NCBI's taxonomy places the organism in Eukaryota, Metazoa, Chordata, Mammalia, Pilosa, Megalonychidae.